Messenger RNA from Sesamum indicum (sesame), 774 nucleotides. RefSeq names its product dehydration-responsive element-binding protein 1E. The record is from RefSeq and is a predicted model, not a curated record. NCBI's taxonomy places the organism in Eukaryota, Viridiplantae, Streptophyta, Magnoliopsida, Lamiales, Pedaliaceae. Gene Ontology annotation, biological process: regulation of DNA-templated transcription. Gene Ontology annotation, molecular function: DNA binding; DNA-binding transcription factor activity.
CGUUCUUCAUCUUUCCUUUCUUCUUCAUCAACGGUCAGCGACUUAACACUUUCUCGCUGCAUUACUACUCCCGGAUUAUAAUCGACAUGGAAUGUUCUCCAACUUCCAGUUCUGAUCCCAUGCCACUAGCCCGGUCUGCGUAUUCUGAUGAAGAGCUUAUCCUUGCCGCCAGCCGCCCCAAGAAGCGAGCGGGGAGGAAGAAGUUCAAGGAGACUCGCCACCCUGUGUACCGCGGCGUGCGUCGGAGGAACUCCAAUAAGUGGGUCUGCGAGCUGCGGGAGCCCAGCAAGCAGAAGCGGAUUUGGCUGGGGAGUUACCCCACCCCGGAGAUGGCUGCGCGGGCCCACGACGUGGCGGCAUUGGCACUCAGGGGGCAGAUGGCGUGCUUGAAUUUCGCGGACUCCGUUUGGCGGCUGCCGAUUCCAGCGUCGAAGGAGGCUAAGGAUCUCAGGAAGGCGGCAGCGGAGGCGGCGGAGGCGUUUCGGCCGAGGGCCACAGAGGAGGUUUGCCAAGAGCAGAGGAAGGAAGAAACGUCGACGGAUAAUGAUGGAGAAAAGAAGGCGUCUCCGGAUUUAUGUAAUGGUAUUCUGUACGAUGAAUUGAGCAUAGCGCGGCUGGCGGAAGGGGUUUUGCUGUCUCCGCCGCCAUGCUUGGGGUGGAGAUUUAGCUGGGAUGAGGUGGGAAGCGAUGCUGAGGUGGAACUGUGGAGUUACUGAAAUCGAUUGUGUUGAGGCGCCGCAGAAUAAGGCGUCUAGUGUUGUGAAGUGAGAGAGC